AUGGAACAUACCCAGACACUCACCGACCUGUGCGAGGUGUUUUACGUCGGCGGUAAAUACAUCAGGGAUGAUCGAGGCACCCAUAUGACGGGACAAGCAUGUGUACGACGGUUUGGAAAGAAAGUUGAUAACCGACCGGCAAUCAUCUACAUCCACGGGGCUGCGCAGACCGGCACUCACUGGGAAUCCACGCCGGAUGGCCGACCUGGCAUUGCCCUGCUCCAGGCGGAGGAAGGAUGGGAAUGCUUUGUCGUCGAUCAGCCUGGCGUUGGCAGGUCGCGUUAUCAUGCCGACGACCUGGGAGAACUGACUCACUAUACGGUAGAAGAAUUGGAAGAGUGCUUCACGGCGCCUCCGCAUGAUUCAUACCCUCAGGCAAAACUGCUUACUCAAUGGCCAGGCACCGGCAAGAAAGGGGAUGCCUUCUUCGACGCCUUUUAUGCCAGCCAGGUCGGACACCGAGCAAAAUAUCGAGAUGUGGAGCGGUCCUUUCGUCCUCUUGCCAAAGAUCUUUUCUCUCGUACAGGGCCGGCCUUUUUGGUGACCCAUUCGCAAGCAGGUCUCAUCGGCUGGCACAUUGCGGACGAGUGCCCCGACAUGGUCAAGGGGAUUGUCGCUUUGGAGCCGAAUGGGCCACCAUUCAUCUAUCCAGGGAUGCCCAAAUUCUACACCAGGACGCAAUCUGUCCAGCUGGGGAGCUUGGUGCGCCCAUUUGGCAUCACAUCAACUCCAUUGACCUACGACCCUCCUUUGCCCAAGGGCACGAAAAGCCUGGAUUUCACGCGAGACUCGAAUGAGACCCAUGACAAGGAUCGCGUACCGGGAGCGCGGCUGAAGGCGCCCGCACCGAAGCUGUCCAACCUCUCCUCUAUUCCUAUUGUCGUGGUGACGGCCGAAGCAUCAUAUCACGCUACGUAUGAUCACCACACGGUCCAGUUCUUCCAUGACGCCGGAGUACCGGUCGAGCAUGUAUAUCUGGCGGAUCGAGGCAUACGUGGCAACGGCCAUCUCUUGGCCAUUGAGAAAAAUAACAAGGAGAUUCAGCAAUUCAUCAGCCAGUGGCUGACUGAGACGAUGGUAAAGAAUGCUGCGAAAUAG
Fonsecaea erecta is the source of this 1098-nucleotide messenger RNA. RefSeq lists its product as hypothetical. The coding region runs from base 1 to 1098 and encodes 365 amino acids. The transcript has a single exon. NCBI's taxonomy places the organism in Eukaryota, Fungi, Ascomycota, Eurotiomycetes, Chaetothyriales, Herpotrichiellaceae. The record is from RefSeq and is a predicted model, not a curated record.